Messenger RNA from Pectinophora gossypiella (pink bollworm), 2888 nucleotides. It is a transcript of the gene Afg3l2, whose product is annotated as AFG3-like protein 2. Bases 207 to 2531 code for a protein of 774 amino acids. The record is from RefSeq and is a predicted model, not a curated record. Gene Ontology annotation, biological process: protein-containing complex assembly; mitochondrial protein processing. NCBI's taxonomy places the organism in Eukaryota, Metazoa, Arthropoda, Insecta, Lepidoptera, Gelechiidae. The transcript has 2 exons. Gene Ontology annotation, cellular component: m-AAA complex; membrane. Gene Ontology annotation, molecular function: zinc ion binding; ATP-dependent peptidase activity; ATP hydrolysis activity.
UAUAUACGUAACUAACCCACUUAUCUUGUUUUAUCAUUGUAUCAGAAUUUGCAAUCAAUCCCAUAAAGCAAGUCAUCUCUUCACUCACUUUGACGAGAUUUUCAUAACCAUGUUUGUGUGACGUUUUUUUUUGUGAUUUAAUUUCCCGACGAAUUGUGAAACAUUUAAAAUAAUUAUUUUAUAAAUUAACGAUUCUUCGGUACAUCAUGUGGAAAGGUCUAAGACUCACCCAAUCGCAGCUAUCAAAGCUACAUUUCAGCGGUUACAAACUUCAGCCAGUCGGUGUACCACCCCUUGACUCUGUAUUGAAUCAGUGGUACGAAUUCUGCAAGAAACCGCCCAAGGGGUUCGAAAAAUAUUUUGAACCACCAACAAGUAAGAAACAACCUAAGACACCAGAGAAAAAGGAUGACAGCCCCGCGCCUUCCAGAAGCUCGCCCUCUAAACCUGGCUCAACUCAAGAUAAGUGGAAUAUGAAUAUGUUUUCUUCCACACCUGGGGGCGGUAGAGGUGGUGGUAGAGGUUCUUAUGAUGGUCAAGACCGAGAAAGAUGGAUGAUGUUAGGAGCUAUUGGUGUUGUAACAUUACUUGGGUCAAUUGCUUACUUUGAACUCAGAUACAGAGAAAUAAGCUGGAGAGACUUUGUGAACUUGUACCUCAACAAAGGCAGUGUUGAAAAAUUAGAAGUUAUUAACAAAAAAUGGGUGCGAGUAAAACUACAAUCUGGAGCCGCAUUAGAUGGCAAAGUUAUUUGGUUUGCGAUUGGUAGUGUAGAUUCUUUUGAACGGAACUUAGAAAAUGCGCAAAUUGAGAUGAGUGUUGACCCACCCAAUUUUGUUCCUGUUAUUUAUAAAACUGAAGUGGAGACGGCAAGUUUAACAGGCAUGCUUCCAACUCUCCUUAUAAUUGGGUUUUUAAUCUACAUGAUGAGAAGAUCAGCAGAUAUGAUGGGGAGAGGCCGUAAGGGAGGUGGAUUUUUUGGUGGUGUCAUGGAAUCUACUGCAAAGCUUAUAAACCCCACAGAUAUUGGUGUCAAGUUCAGAGAUGUAGCAGGCUGUGAAGAAGCAAAAAUUGAAAUUAUGGAAUUCGUCAACUUCUUGAAGAACCCACAGCAAUAUAUUGAUUUAGGAGCUAAAAUUCCUAAAGGAGCUCUACUCACAGGACCUCCUGGUACUGGCAAAACUCUUUUGGCUAAGGCAACUGCUGGUGAAGCCAAUGUUCCUUUCAUCACAGUAUCGGGAUCUGAGUUCUUAGAGAUGUUUGUGGGUGUAGGCCCAUCAAGGGUUCGAGACAUGUUUUCUAUGGCCCGCAAGCAUGCUCCAUGUAUUCUAUUUAUUGAUGAAAUAGAUGCUGUGGGUAGAAAAAGAGGAGGACGCAGCUUUGGUGGACAUUCUGAACAAGAAAACACCCUUAACCAACUUUUGGUUGAAAUGGAUGGUUUUAAUACAACAACAAAUGUAGUUGUUUUAGCAGCUACUAAUAGAGUGGAUAUUUUAGACAAAGCUCUUCUUAGGCCAGGUAGAUUUGACAGGCAAAUCUUUGUUCCUGCACCUGACAUAAAGGGAAGAGCAUCCAUUUUCAAAGUACAUUUGGCUCCACUAAAGUCAACUCUAAACAAGGAAAAUUUGGCCCGUAAAAUGGCUGCAUUAACUCCAGGGUUUACUGGUGCAGAUAUUGCAAAUGUGUGCAAUGAGGCUGCCCUCAUUGCGGCUAGAGAAUCUGCUAAUGACAUUACAAUGAAGAAUUUUGAACAAGCAAUUGAGAGAGUUGUUGCUGGGAUGGAGAAAAAGUCCAAUGUUCUCCAACCUGAUGAAAGGAAAAUUGUUGCGUACCAUGAAGCAGGGCAUGCUGUGGCUGGCUGGUUCUUACAACAUGCUGAUCCUCUACUGAAAGUUUCCAUCAUACCUCGAGGCAAAGGUCUUGGUUAUGCUCAGUACUUACCUAAGGAGCAAUAUCUAUACAGUAAAGAGCAAUUGUUUGACCGUAUGUGUAUGACCCUUGGUGGCAGAGUAAGCGAAGAACUAUUCUUUGGUCGAAUCACCACAGGGGCUCAAGAUGAUUUAAAAAAGAUUACACAAAGUGCAUAUGCUCAAAUAGUGCACUACGGCAUGAAUGCUAAAGUAGGCAAUGUGUCUUUUGAUGUACCACAACCAGGAGAAAUGGUUAUUGAUAAACCUUACUCAGAAAAAACUGCUGAGCUGAUUGAUUCUGAAGUGAGAGAUUUAAUAAAUUCGGCACAUAAACAUACCACAGAAUUAUUGACAAAACAUAAGGAAAAUAUAUCCAAAGUUGCUGAAAGAUUGUUGAAACAAGAAAUUUUGAGUAGGGAUGACAUGAUUGAAUUACUGGGACCUAGACCAUUCCCGGAAAAGAGCACUUAUGAAGAAUUUGUAGAAGGCACAGGUUCUUUAGAGGAAGACACAACAUUACCCGAAGGCUUAAAGGAUUGGAACAAAGAGAAAAAGAGUGACAAAGAGCCAGACAGUUUACCAACUGCCACAGGUGCAUCGCCUGCAAAUAGUAAAAACUAAGCCAUUUUAUUUUAGUAUAUUAGUAAAUUGUUGUUCUUUUUUAGUCCCUUUACUUUAAUUACCUUUUAAGACUUAAAGGGUUUUAUAUAUCAUCUGCUAUCGAUGUAACUAGAAUUUUUGGUUGGUAUUUGAAUCUAUUUAACUGGAAGAUAUAUAAUAUAUAAUAUACUUACAGUACUUCAGAUUGGUAAGAAAAUGGAUAAUCAUCUUAGAAGUACAUAACUGUUGAACAAUCAAUUAAUCGUUUAUAUAAGGCUGUUUGCAUUUCUAUCCCUGUAUAAGUGCUAAUAAUAAUAGAUAGUUGCUUCAAGUUUCCUUAUUACCCUGGUUUUGUACAUUAAAUAAAUUCUAGUAAUA